AUGAAAUCGGACAAAUACUUAUACCCACCAAAGUUAUUAACUUUACCAGAAGAAGUUUUGCGAAAUAUUUUGAACUUUCUUAAUUACGAUACAAUAGCUAAUUUGCGUUUGACUUGUCAUCGCUUUAAUUAUCUAUGUGGUUCAGUUCUAAAUAUCCAGUUUAAAAAAUUGCGCAUUCAAGUAAAAAAUUAUUAUAAUUUAGAAAUAGAAAUGAAGAGACGAUUACCAUUGACCAAUAGAAAUCAAAUAAUAACAUUUUUAAGCGACGAGUUACAAAAAUUGCAAUCGAUUUUUGGAAAACAUAUCGACAAUAAAUGCUGCUGCUUUUUUGCUGGCAAAAUUCUGGACGAAGCAUAUAAUAUUUAUAAUAUAAUGAAAAUGAAUGACUAUUUUCUUGAUUCCGUCGGCACCCACAAAAUACCUUACGCUUUACAAAUCAUGAAUGCCUUUUUCAUUCUGUUUAAAAAGCUUCAACAGUACCUCGAUUUAUCUAAUCAUUUUAAACAAUACUUUUAA
Messenger RNA from Ceratosolen solmsi marchali, 516 nucleotides. RefSeq names its product F-box only protein 28-like. The record is from RefSeq and is a predicted model, not a curated record. Lineage: Eukaryota; Metazoa; Arthropoda; Insecta; Hymenoptera; Agaonidae. The transcript has 3 exons. The coding region runs from base 1 to 516 and encodes 171 amino acids. Gene Ontology annotation, cellular component: nucleus. Gene Ontology annotation, biological process: positive regulation of DNA-templated transcription. Gene Ontology annotation, molecular function: protein binding; transcription coactivator activity.